AUGUCCGACGAUGUUUCAUACGUCAUUGUCAAGUAUGACUAUUUGGCUCAAGAAGACCAAGAACUGACGAUUAAGAAGAACGAACGCCUUCGUCUUAUUGACGAUAGCAAGAAUUGGUGGAAAGUUAUCAAUGACGCGAACAAUGUGGGAUUUGUGCCGUCAAACUACGUUCGACGUGAAUCUUUGGUAGAUAAAGCAAAGGGUACAAUAAAAGGCUUUACAAAAGGUCGUCCACGAGCUCCAGACUUUGAUCCGGCAAGUUUUGGAGAAGUUUUUGUGGGUCCCAGUAAUGCGCCAAAACCCGGUUAUAGUUCAUUGAGCAAGGAAAAGUCACCGUCCUUUACUACGUUGGUUGCGCACGAUCCUUAUUCUGGCUUUAGUAUUGGUAAUAAUAAUCAAGUGAAGAACGGUCAAGAGAGCGCACCAGACUCGCUUAAGAGUGGUGGCAUGACGUCACGGGCGUUAGUGAAGUUUUCAUAUGAUCCUCGACUGGAAGACGAACUAAAGUUAACUCGUGGUGAUACAAUAGCAGUAGUUGAGAAAAGUAGUGACGGGUGGUGGAAAGGAGAAGUAGGUUCUUAUGCAGAUCGUUUCCUGUUAACAUUAAAUCGUCAGUUUUUGCAUAGCAAUGGGCGAUUAGGAUGGUUUCCAUCGAACUACGUAGAAGAGAUUGUGGAUCAACCUCAUCCAAGCGGCAAUGGAAAUGACGCUUCGAAUGGUUGUUCCACUGUUAGAAAGUCUCCCGUCACCAUUAUUUCAUCGCCUGUCCCAUCGGGUCAAGCAAACACUAUUUUAGAGUAUGUUGUGGCUCUCUACUCUUUCGAUGCUUCUACUCCAGAAGAACUGUCAUUCAGGAAGGGAGAACGUCUUGACAUAAUCGAUCAUCCCGCACACGACCCAGAUUGGUGGUUAGCACGUAACUCGGUGGUGUCGACGGGUACUUCGUCAACUGGUGGGCAAAUGGAUCGAGAACCGUGGUUUUUUGGUCGAAUAAGUCGUGAUGAAGCUGAUCGUUUGCUUUCUAAUGGGCGAGAAGGUGAAUUCCUUGUGAGGGAUAGCGAAAGUAACCCGGGAGAUUUGUCAAUUUCAAUGCGAGGUGUGGAACGGAAUAAGCACUUCAAGGUGCAGACAAUUGGUGGCCAACUGCACAUAGGAUCGAGAGCAUUUCCUUCCAUGGCGUCACUGAUCCAGCACUACACUGCAAAUCCGAUCUUCUCUUCCGGAACUGAAAAACUCUUUUUGACGCGGCCACUUCCCAAGUAA
Molecule: messenger RNA, 1263 nt
Organism: Angiostrongylus costaricensis
Lineage: Eukaryota; Metazoa; Nematoda; Chromadorea; Rhabditida; Metastrongylidae
Source: the annotation of a GenBank genome assembly